Messenger RNA from Fusarium redolens, 6987 nucleotides. Its product is annotated as CHAT domain-containing protein. The coding region runs from base 1 to 6987 and encodes 2328 amino acids. Lineage: Eukaryota; Fungi; Ascomycota; Sordariomycetes; Hypocreales; Nectriaceae. The transcript has 4 exons. Gene Ontology annotation, molecular function: protein binding. The record is from RefSeq and is a predicted model, not a curated record.
AUGGCCCAAGUCAACAAUUUAUUCACGCCGGGCCGAAAGGUCACUAUCCAAUGCACUCCCAUUGCACCCGGCCUAUGGGCUAGUCCUGUGAAUACCACCUUUCACAUCCCCAAGUCCAGUGGGAUGACGUCUUUUUCAUUAAACAACUCACCUCCUAUAUCAUCCGAAUGUACGAUGACGAGUCUUUCCGCACAAGGAACAAACACUAUGCAGGUCUGGUGGGGAACCCCUGAAGGAGCCAUUGAGACAGCCCAGUUCCCUCUUGAAAGAUUCCACCAGCAACCACAGCAAUUCGCCAAUGCGUCGACAGUUUGGUGGAUUGCGGAAACCGGGGCUAUUGAUGGGCAAGUUAAUAGCGGCCAAGGAUGGACGUCACCCGGCACCGGAGCUGGGGAAGCAUAUCCCUUCAACAAGGCUGGUAUAGCUUCAACAACUAAUGGAGGUUCCAUGACAAGUCUCUUACUAGAGUAUAAUAAUGGAACCAUCCUUUUCUGGGUCGAUCCUAAGGGUGCCAUCGGUUGCUGCAGAUGGUUUACUGGCUCAGGUUGGCAGGCUGUUUUUGAUGCACUUCCUGCCGGCACAGCAAGCGCCACUACCCAGCUGACUACACUGUCCGUUGGCGGUAGUGCCUAUCUGUUCUGUGUUGCUCCGGAUGGUGCAAUUGUCGGUGCCAGUUGGCCCGACGCCACCAGCGCUACUUUGGGUCCCAUGUCCCAAUUCGAAGUUGCACCAUCUGGCAGUGCAGCGCCUGACGGAGGAUUAGCUUCUAUCAGCGUAAAUGCACAGGAGAUUGCGGUCUUGUGGACAACACCAAAAAAUAACAUCGACAUGGCCUUUCUGUUUGAGGGGGGUUACUCAUUCCGCAAUUUCCAGCGACCCAUUACUGUGGCUCAGUCAGUUCUAGGAGGGACAGGUAUUGCAGCUUAUUCUAUGGAAGCGAACCAGUGCUCAGUUUGGUGGAUUGGACAGUCAAGCGAUCUCAGGAGGUCAAACGUGGAUUUCACCAAAGUCGCAGCAACGGCGACGCCCGACUGGCCAGUGUUUGAAGAGCUUGGCCCUGAUUCUUGCAAACAAACGCGGUCACUUAUUGUUCAGAAAGUAUCUGGAACUCAGAUUGACGUCUUGUAUGUAAAUGCGAAAGGUGCUGUUGCAGGGUUGUCCUAUGAGCCAGCAUCUUUGUGUUUCUCAGAGAGAAGUCAACCGCUCAUGUUUCUUCAUCUCCGUAAAGUACAUCAUAUUUUUUUCAAUUCACCCUUCGGCGAUUUAGUAGAGAUUGAACGAAUGGAAAGUCAAAGCAAAGCUGAAGAUUCGAUCUUCAUAUACCGCCCUACUGCACAUCUUGCCCCCGAUGACACACAUAGUCAAGCCGUGGACUGGUUUGACCCUGCCACAACCGACGAAUGGCUUAACAAGGAGAUCGAAUCACGAAGGAAUUCUCUCGCCUCAACACCCAGACAUCUUCAAGAAAGAAGAAUGUUUUGUGAGCUUUCGAGGCUCAUUUUACAACAAUAUCUACGUUUUGGAACAGAAAAGUCUUUGAAUGAUGCAAUCGAGUUGGAACGAAAGGCCCUGGAAUACAUCAGCACUGGCUUUCAACGUGCAAAGUGUCUGCUGGUUCUGGGAGACCUGCUUUGCCUCCGUUUUCGCCGCAAGAAAGCUGUUUGGGACAUGGAAUAUUCCAUCAGAGCCGCAAAACAGCAUAUCUAUCCACUUCCUACGCAGGGAGCUCCGUACACUUACGACAUGCUCAGCUUUGGUCAUGGAGAUGAAACCCUUGAACAAUCAGAUCUGGGUUCGGCCUUUGCCGACAUAGACGAAGGCAUUGAUAAGUCACAUACUGCAUUUGAGCUCAUCCCUGACGACUUUCCCCUUCGGGCCGAAUGGUUGGACACCCUUGCUUCAGUUAUUCUUCAUCGCUAUUCUUUGAGCAAAGCACUCGAAGACAUUGAUAAAGCUGUCGAAAUAUGCAUGAUUGCAUCUGUGGAUGGCAGUUUUGGUCCCUCAGAAACGCUCAUAGAGGCACUCCUUAUACGGAUUGCUGCCAAAUGGGAUGAGUCUGAUAUUCUUCAAGUCAUAGACCUCUGUGAUGAAAUGUUGUCGGAGUCUCUGGGCGACAGAAAGAAGAUCCUGCAGUCCCGUGCUGAAGCUUUCUACUUCCUCUACUGUUCAACAGGGAUGGUGGAACAUAUCAACGAGAGCGUCAAGGACUCCAAAAGAGCAAUAGAUUCGGGACGUGGAAGCCUAGAGUCGCUCAGUAUCAGGUGUCACAGAUUUAGGAGUGGACUGUUGUAUACUCGGUAUCAGCAGACUGGGGAUUUGGCCGAUCUUGAUGACUCGAUGGCCUCAGCAGCGACCGUGGCCAAAAUUCUCUUUACUCCGGGCCCCAAGUCAAAAGCUACACUCUUCAGCCUGCUGGCAAGUGAUUGGGUCAGUAGAACUGAGGCCACAGCAGACCAAGCACACUUUGCUGAAGCCAUCGAGUGGCCUGCAUGCAUCCAGCUAUUUGGUACGAGCCGAAUGGAUUCUCUUCAUGAACUAUGUCUACGGCAAUAUGAAAGAUACGAAGUAAAGGGCAGGGGUGGUGAUCUUCAGGAUGUUGUCAAUAUUCUGAGACGGAUGGUCGAACUGGUGCCUAGUCAAGCGUUGCGGAGCAGUCUAGGUAAUCGCGUCAUGCAAUUAUAUUCCGAGUUCACCUUUCUGGAGCACCUACUUGUUGAGGCAAAAACCAUUUUUCGACAGUUGGUUCAGGAGUCAAAAAGAGAUUCAGCAGACCAUAGGCGGUAUUCUUUACAGCUGGCAUACUGCCUUUGCUUCCAGCACGAGCGAACCGGAGGUACUGUUCACCUCACUGAAGCCGUCAACAUCGGGACGAGAAUUUUCGAGACGGCCAAAGCAGAUGAACCAAUCUAUGCACUAGCGUUGAACACUUUUGGCGAAGUAAUUUAUCAGCAGUGUCGCGUCAGCAAGACAGUAUCCAAUAUUGAUCACAUCAUCGAUCUAUUACAAAUGAUGAGAGAUACCACCAUGUCGCAUGCUCCAACCAAACCUCUAAGCAAAUUGGUUGAGUGUCUCCUCUGGAAGUAUCGCAUAACCGACGAAGCUAAGCAUCUAAACUUCGCAGUUGAGCUGGCAAGACUUGCUGAAAGCUCACUCCCAAACAGAUACCCUAAUCAUCAUUGUAUCGUUCGCCAUAGACUUGCAAUAUCACUGCACGAGCAGUACUCGAGGAAACCAACGCUGUCUGACCUGAAUGAAGCUAUUGAACUGGAGAGGCAAAAUCUACAGCCUGGCCAAUUCACUCGUUAUCUUUCUCACGCCAAUCUGACGUCGCUGCUUUCUGAGCUAUACGUCGCGACAGGCGAUCGAGAGCACCUCCAGGAGGCGAUAGAAAUGGGAAAAGAAACGCAAAAUAUUGAUGGCCGCUCCAUCCGGUGCUUCAGAGGUGACCGCGUGUAUAUCCCAUAUAUUCUCGAUAUCGAGAAAACAACCGAGCUUUCGAAUAAACUGUACGAGCACUUGAAGGCCAUGUCAAACACCUACCAUGUCAGGACGCGCUACAUUAGUAGCCUGGCAUUGAUGCUCAUGGGUGGAGAUCAGAACGACCUAGCAACACGAUAUGCAAGAGAAAGUCUGGAGCUAGUUCCAGCAGACAGCCCAGACCUGCCCUGGCACUUGUGUUGCCUCGUGCUCUGCUUGGAAGCUAGCCUAACAACUUCAAAUAACGCCUCCGAGCUAGAAGAGAUGAUCAAGUCAGCGGAGAAAGCCGCGGAGGUCUCGCCAGAGGAUCAUCCUGGCAGACCAUUCUAUCUUUCAGUUCUAUCUAUUGCCCUUCAUAGACGAUUCAUGAAGACAGGGAGGUCCCCUGAUCUCAACUUGGCGAUCAAUUACGGGGUAGAGGCUUACAACCUGACACAUGGAGACACACUCCAGGACUAUGGUAAUCGAUACUUGGCCUCGGAUCAGCUAUCAUUCUGUCUACAGCACAAGUACCUCAGAGAGGGCAUUUCGAGCGAUCUUGAACAGUCUAAAGAACUUCAUCAAGAGGCUCGUGACUGUAGACAAAGGCUGAAGAGGAACGAGGCAUAUUUCAACUGGAUUAGAAGUUCUCCUGAUGGGGCUUAUACUGUUCAUCUUGGCACUAACUUAAAAGGGUCCUUGACACUCGCCAACAAAAGACGUGUGUAUUCCUUACUCCCAGACAAGCUGGACUGUCACCCUCGACUAUUUGCCGUUGCGGAGCAAUACUUCCGAUACUACGAAGAGGCAGACGAUGAGAGAUACCUCGCCGGGGCUUUGGGUGCUUCGAUCUCGUCGCUCGCUUUCAGUCAAGAGGACCAUAUCACGCACUCUGCACGACUUCACCUCGUUGGGCGAUGUUAUGAGGAGUACUACAAGAGAUCGAUAGCAUCUGAUUGCGGCGAAGGAGAUCAAAAAGACCGCCUUCAUCAUCUCGAUAUGGCCAUCUCAAAAUUCCGAGAUCUCAUCAGUCACCUUUCUUCGGAAGAUCCUCUACGCCCUGAUGUUCUUGGCCGCCUUGGCCAUUUAUACUCGGACAAGCUGUUCUACAAUUACAAACUUGAUGACUUGAAGAUGGCAGUGGAAGUACACCAGGAAUGUCUCAACCUCGCACAGGAGAAUAGCGCCGAACGUGCAAAAUGGCUACGCCAUCUUGGGUGCUCUAAGCUUAUCUCCUACCACGUCUUCAAGGACGGAAGUGACUUACAAAAAUGCAUCAAUCUGCUUGAACAAGCAAAGGAUGAGAAUCUACAUGACCCGGCCUUCACCAAGGAACUUAUCCCCAGCCUAGCCAGUGCCUAUCGUUGCAAGUUCAUGGUUACAAGAGACAUCAAAGACAUUGACGCUGCCAUUGAGAUGUAUCUAAACUCCCCUCUCGGUCAGGCUAUCACGAUUCCAUGGCUUGGUAGUGCCUACCUUGCCCGGUUUGAGCUGACAAAGGCGCCGGAGGACAUGAAGUUGGCCAUGUACAAUUUGGAGAAGGCCCUCGAGCUCACUCGCAAGUACAUGGAAAUCUCAGAUGUUGUCCAGGUGCUCAAAAAUCUGACAAAUUGCUAUCUCAUGAAAUAUCAUUACGGUGGCAGCCUCCAUGACCUCGAGCAAGCCAUUUGCUACACACAGGACGGCGUGGAUGUUGAGCCACAUGAAGCUUCCCAAGUUGUUGAUAUUGCAGGCCUGUUGGGGCUCUGCCACACGACCAAGUACAAUGUUACAAAAUGUGAGCAUGAUCUUCUCAAGGCCAUCGAUGCAGAUGAAAGCGACUUCUGGGUCUUCAUGCCAGUUGCGAACAUAUCAGACAGUUUGGUGCUUGCACAGCGACUGAUGGAGUCAUACAAAACUCUCGGGAACUGGGAGAAAGGCUUAAAGAUUGCUGAAUACGCACUCGAGCUUAUCCCUGCCUACGCACCUCGUUACCUGCGUUGGUCGGAAGCCCAAGCCCUUCUUUCCAGAAUUAGUGGCCUUGCAUCUUUCGCCGCUGCCUUUUCGCUAGAAAGCGGGAAAGCUGAGGGGGCUAGUCUAACUCUGCUCGAGAGGGGUCGAGGAGUUGCCGCGGACCUUUUGUAUGAUCUUCGUCUUGACUUUGACAGUCGGAAGUUUGCAGAUCUGGAGCCGGCGUACAAACAGAAGCUUUUGAGUAGUAUAGGACGACUUGAGAAUCCUGUACAGAAACUCACUCAGCCACCAGGUCUUAUUUCCGGUGACCCCAGGUCUGGCAUCGCGGAACUUACUAGGAGGCUAGAAGCAAGCAAAACUGUCGACGAUUUCAUGGAGAGUUUUAACACACGUCUGAAACCAGACAACACCAGCUUCACAGCGUUUACGAGGAAUGGUCCUAUUGUUAUUAUUAAUGUCAGCUUCCGUUGUGAUGCUUUCAUUGUUAAACACAUAGUUGAGGCUAUGCCCUUGCCUAAGCUGUCCGAGGAACAAAUAGAACGGAGGCUCCGCGAUGGAAACUUGGGAAGCCCAAACACUUUGGAAUGGCUCUGGGAUACUAUCGCGGGGCCUAUUCUUGAAUACCUUGGUUGCACGAAGAUGCCUUCUGGUGAAUGGCCACAGAUAUGCUGGAUCGCUACGGGAGCAUUGAGUCGCUUUCCGUUGCACGCAGCUGGCUAUCACAAAGAUGAAACUGGACGUACCGUCAUAGACAGAGUCAUGUCGUCCUACAGCUCAUCGCUGAACGCUAUUUUAGAAGGGCCAGUGAAGAAUGAACGAAACUCCUCGACCAAGGCGGUUUUAGUUGCCAUGCAGACAACGCCAGGGAGUCCCAGCCUUCCGUAUGCUCCCAAAGAGCUAUCGAUUGUUCAAGAGGUAUGUCAGUCAAUGGGGCUCUGUACUGUGGAGCCAAAAAGACGAACCCAAGAAGUACUCGCGCAGUUGAAGGACUGUGACAUUUUUCACUUUGCCGGUCACGGCGAGACGGAUGAGACAAACCCCCUGAAUAGUCAAUUACGUCUUGAAGACUGGCAGACCCAGUCUUUGGCAGUGUCUGAUCUGUUGAAUCUCAAGCUGCGCGAUAAUCCACCAUUCCUGGCAUAUCUUUCAGCUUGUGGAACGAGCCAGAUUAAAGAUAAACGCCUGUUAGAUGAGAGUCUGCACUUGAUUAGUGCAUGCCAGUUGGCUGGCUUUAGGCAUGUGGUAGGAACACUCUGGGAAGUCGGUGACGAGGCUUGCGUUGAUGUUGCGGAGACAGUCUACCAGGAGCUGAGAGAGUCUGGCAUGGAUGAUCAAUCUGUGUGCCGGGGGUUGCAUAAAGCUGUUCGGAAGAUUCGUGAUACAUGGGUGACAGAAGCGCGUAUGCGAAUGGUCAAAAGGGGUCUUGAUACCUCGAUUGUAAAGGUCAUGGAUCACAAGAGCGGCUUUGAAGACGGGUUAAGCGACGUGCGAUCAGCAAGGGAUAUUGUACCGCUGGACGAGGACGAGAAUGAAAGGCCUGCUCCUUGGGUCGCUUAUGUGUAUCAUGGAAGUAGAUAG